GGGCACCGUGGUCGCCGGCCUCGCCGCUCCUGGGCACCAGUUUAGAUUACUGCUGAUUUGAUCCUCUGGAAUCUGCAAAAGGAAAGUCUGCCAGCCUCUGCGAAUAGCUUUGCGGUGUAACAGGAGUGGAGUUCCCGAGCAGAAUCGCUGAGAGAUAUGUGAACGAGUGUAAGCAAAGCUGAGCACAUUGGUAUUUCUGCCUCAAACCUGGGCUCGUUCCCCAGGCACAGUUUGUGUGGGGGGUGAAUACCCUCUUGGCACCUGGAGAUGAUGUCGGUCGAAGGGUCUACAAUAACAAGUCGGAUCAAAAAUCUACUUCGCUCCCCUUCCAUUAAGCUGAGGAGAAGCAAGCCUGGGAACAAGCGUGAAGAUAUAGGCAGCAAGGUGACUUUGGAGAAGGUGUUGGGGAUAACUGUGUCAGGAGGCAGAGGAUUAGCCUGCGACCCCAGAACUGGCCUCGUCGCUUAUCCGGCAGGGUGUGUUGUUGUGCUGUUCAACCCCAGAAAAAAUAAGCAACACCAUAUUCUAAACAGUUCCAGGAAAACAAUUACAGCACUUGCUUUCUCUCCAGAUGGAAAAUAUUUGGUUACAGGAGAGAGUGGACACAUGCCAGCAGUUCGGGUAUGGGAUGUGGCCGAGCGAACCCAGGUGGCUGAGCUCCAGGAGCACAAGUAUGGUGUGGCCUGUGUGGCUUUCUCUCCCAGCUCCAAGUACAUUGUUUCAGUGGGGUACCAGCAUGACAUGAUUGUCAACGUGUGGUCAUGGAAGAAAAACAUCGUAGUGGCAGCCAACAAAGUGUCAAGUAAAGUGACAGCCGUGUCAUUCUCAGAGGACUGCAGUUACUUUGUCACUGCUGGAAAUCGACACAUCAAGUUCUGGUACCUGGAUGACAGCAAAACCUCCAAGGUCAAUGCCACGGUCCCUUUGCUAGGUCGCUCAGGAUUGCUUGGAGAAUUGAGGAACAACUUCUUUGCGGACGUGGCUUGUGGAAGGGGCAAAAAAGCUGACAGCACCUUCUGUAUCACAUCCUCAGGCCUGCUCUGUGAAUUCAAUGAAAAAAGGCUGCUAGACAAGUGGGUGGAGCUGAGGACCGCUGUGGCAAACUGCAUCUCUGUGAAUCACGACUACAUCUUCUGUGGCUGUGCUGAUGGCACCGUGCGGAUUUUUAACCCUCUGAACCUUCACUUUGUCACCACACUGCCAAAGCCGCACUUCCUGGGAACAGACAUCGCGAGUGUGACUGAGGCCAGUCGUCUUUUCUCUGGUAUGGCUGAUGCGAAGUAUCCAGACACGAUUGCCUUGACGUUUGACCCCACCAACCAGUGGCUUUCCUGUGUAUACAAUGACCACAGCCUGUAUGUGUGGGAUGUCAAAGACCCGAAGAAAGUGGGCAAGGUGUACUCCGCUUUGUACCACUCUUCCUGUGUGUGGAACAUUGAGGUGUAUCCAGAAGUGAAGGACAACAAUCAGUCAUGCCUCCCCCCUGGUUCCUUCAUUACCUGCUCCUCUGACAAUACUAUUCGUCUGUGGAACACCGAAAGCUCCAACAUUCAUGGCACAGCCCUGCACCGCAACAUCCUCAGCAAUGACUUGAUGAAAAUCAUCUAUGUAGAUGACAACACUCAGGUACUUCUGGACACUGAUUACAACUCAGCAGGAAGUGCAGACAAAGCUGAUGCACAAGUGAUGGAUACAAAGGUGGGGAUACGCACUGUCUGUGUGAGUCCCAGUGGGGAGCACCUGGCCUCGGGGGACAGGAUAGGCACUCUCAGGAUAUAUGAGUUGCAGUCUCUGAGGGAAAUGCUGAAGGUGGAAGCCCAUGACUCUGAGAUCCUAUGUCUGGAAUACUCCAAACCUGACACAGGCUUAAAGCUUUUAGCCUCAGCCAGUCGGGACAGAUUGAUUCAUGUCUUGGAUGCUGGAAAGGACUACAGCCUGCAGCAGACCCUGGAUGAACAUUCUUCUUCCAUCACUGCUGUGAAGUUUGCAGCCAAUGAUGGGAAAGUGCGAAUGAUAAGCUGUGGGGCAGACAAGAGCAUCUAUUUCCGCACUGCGCAGAAGACAGGAGAAGGGGUUCAGUUUACCCGAACACAUCACAUUGUUAGGAAGACCACUCUGUAUGACAUGGAUGUGGACCCCAGCUGGAAAUACGCAGCUAUUGGAUGCCAGGAUCGUAACAUCAGGGUUUUCAACAUAAGCAGUGGGAAGCAGAAGAAGCUUUACAAGGGAUCCCAAGGCGAAGAUGGCACCCUCAUCAAAGUGCAAACGGAUCCCUCUGGUCUUUACAUUGCAACCAGUUGUUCUGACAAGAACCUCUCCAUCUUCGAUUUCUAUUCUGGCGAGUGUGUUGCAACCAUGUAUGGACAUUCAGAGAUUGUAACUGGGAUGAAAUUCAGUAAUGACUGCAAACAUCUGAUCUCUGUUUCUGGUGACAGCUGUAUCUUCAUCUGGCGUUUGAGCUCAGAGAUGACCAUCAACAUGCGGCAGCGACUGUCUGACAUGAAGCAGAGAGGGAAGCAGACAGAAAAGUCUCCUCCGCACAAGACAGCUGGACUCAUGAGGCACGAGUCCAUCUCUGCCCUGUCCUCUGUGCCUGCGCUCUCAUCAGACAGCGACAAGGAUGGUGAAGAUGAAGGGAAUGAUGAAGAUGAGUUACGUGGGCUGCAGUCUUUCCAUAUUCAGUCCAACUGCAACACUGAGAGAGACUCAGAUCCAGACCUUACCCUCUCAAGAAGCCUCUCCCAUUGGGAAAUGAGGAGGGCCAAAGAGAUAGCAGCAAUCCAGCGCUCAGAGGCACCAAUGAGCAAGAUGCCCCGGCAACGUGGGCGCUGGUCCCAGCCAACUAGCAACAUAGAGAUGACUGUGAAGUCCAUGCUUGACUUGCGUCAGUUGGAGUCUUUCUCUGUUUCCCGUUCUCCGAGUCGAGACUCGCUGUCUCAAAACAGCAAUGGGGACGACAGAGAAGAGCAGGCAGAUCUUCCUGUGCAUAUCAACAAAGCUGGCAGCUCAAUACCUCCCCAAGAUAACCGGUCUUGUGUGCGACCCCAAGUGAUUCGGCUUGUGUCUUGUGAAGAGGGGAUUUUCUCUCAGGAACUGGAACCUUCUGAGAGUGAGGAGUGUGUAAUCUACCCUGAGCAAGAUGAAAUCCAUCCCACAGACCCUAGCAGUGAGUUCCAGGUAAAAGCAUUGCCCCAUGGGAAGCUAAGUAGAGGUUAUCACAGUAAUGGAUGCCCAGACAAACACAGUCCUGACAGUGCCUGCUCUGUAGAUUACAGCAGCAGUCGUCUGUCCAGCCCAGACCAUCCGAAUGAAGAUUCUGAAAGCACUGAGCCCCUAAGUGUGGACGGCAUCUCAGACCUGGAGGGAGAGGAAGGAGAGGAGGACGUGGGUGCUAGCAUGCCAGAGGGAGAAAUCCCCCAGACACCUGAUCAGGAAAAGUUCCUCAGGCAGCAUUUUGGGACCCUGGGCAGCACUGAUGGAAAAGGUGGCUCAUGUAGGAAUCUGGAAAGAACUGAAAACCUCAGCAUUUCCUCUCGCUUUCUUUCCCAGUCCCCGGCUCUCAGACGAUUGUCACUCUCUUCAUCAAAUCUGAUACUGGAUUCAAAACCCAUCGAGCCACCAACCCAGACCAAUCGGUUUACACCAGACCUGUUGAAAAAUGGCAGCAGCCAUCCUGGUGAUGCGUUGGAGAACAGCCAGCUCCUGGAGAGUGUAAAUUCAAAUCGGGCUGUUUAUGUCCAGAAAAAACGCAGAUCAGCUUUGGAGGCCAGCAGAGUUGGUAUGGCUCCUGGACGGGUUAUUGCAUCCUUUCCAGAAGGCCCUGUGAAUGCAGUGAUGAGAAAGGCGCAGUCAGUUCAUGACCUUGUUCAUGAGGAUAAGGGUCCUGGAGUGAUAUCCUCUGCCAAGCAGCGUCCUCAGACUCUUUUGGUGGUUGAGAAGGAUCCCAGACCUAACAAUUGCAGGGUGUUAUCAGCCAGUAUGUUGAAGAUGGAUGGAUCUAGUGCUCUGCUGGCCAAAGAUGUCAGGGCUGCAAAACCAAAGUCCUACAUGAACCCCACAACCAGCUUCCGGGCUAAGAUGUCAAGGAGCAUAUCUGUAGGGGAAAAUCUGUACCUUGGUUACUCCACCGAAAUGUUGACUGAUGGGAGGACUAGCCCUCCAGUGGCAGAGAAGACACAGUUUAGUUCCACAGCAGAUACUGAGAAGAUUAAGCUACCCGUGAAAGAAAAUGUUCCAGUGAAGCCAGCACUUCAGCCAGUUGUAAACUGCUCAUCUCCCAAGUCCUUCCACAGCAAGUUGGCAUCAUCAAACCGAGCACAUCUGAUUCUUGACAUUCCCAAGCCAUUGCCUGAUAGACCCACACUGGCCUCCUUCUCACCCACUACCAAAACAAAAACCCUGCUUGAGCCACAGUCUCCGCAGUCACCUGCUGGGGCCUGUAAAAAGAAACCCUCUUUUCCUGAGGUCCGAGUCUCCAAGAGGGAGAAUCAAACUGCUGGGUCUCUGGUUCCUGGCAGAGAGAUCCCAACAGGACUUGCUAAGGAGAGCCCAGUGGAGAGUCCAGUCUCAAGGACAGGUUGCCAGGAUGAGCCAGGGGUCACUAAUCCAAAACUGAGAGAGUUGUCAGAGGGCCGGCACCUAAGGUCUCCUGAGGGCACACUGCCCAGGUGCAGGGAGAGGAUCACCGGCAUCGCCUGUGUGCUAGACAACCAACCUGGACUUUGCCCACUAGACCCCAUCAGGCCGAGGUCUCCUACAUCUGUAACUGCCUCGGCACAGGUCUCAGAAUCGUGCAUCAGUAUAGAGCAGUGUGAGCACGUGGUAUCCGAGCUCCAGGACAGCAUGCGCAAAGCCAUUCAUCUUUACCGCAUGGUGUUAAAUGAUACGGAGUCUUCUACUGACAAAGAUAAAAUAGCAGGCCUCCUGACAGAAACAUUCUCCUCAAUGAAGAAAGAAUUGGACUCUCUGAAGGAUGAGGAAGAGCUUCCAAAGGUUAAGGAGGUACUGGCGAAGCCACAAGAUACCACUAGCCCACUGAAUGAGGGAUGCGGUGCCAAUCUACCAAGUCCCAAGAGUUUGGGAGAUGAGCAGACACUAGCUUUGCUGGAACAGUACUCAGAGCUAUUGCUACAAGCUGUGGAACGACGCAUGGACAAAAAACUCUAAGAGGGGCGGCUUUGAGGUGUUUUUUGAAUACACAGAAAUAAUCCCAAGAAGAGGACCACAGAGAGAGCUUCAGACCGAUGCUAUCAUCGCACUGGUCUAGGGCUGGUGGGGAGACCUUUAUAAAUUGAUUUCCUCAGGCCCCUACAACUGACUUGCUCUAAUUCUUAGCAAUGUGCUGGCCACAAUUUUAAUAUUUUUUCCCCAAUUAUCUUCAACUUCCUGUCUCUAGACAAAGUCUUGAAAGAGGAGUUUGGAGAAAUUGCCUUGAAAUUUCUUCAUAGCCAGGAGGUCAGGAUGUUUGGCACCUAAAGAAACAAAGAAAAUCCAGUUAUCCAAGAAAUUCUGAACUGCUGACUAAAAGAGUCCAAGUGAAGCCAAUCCCUUCCUCUCCAAGGCUUCAUGAGAAUCAAGAAGCAGACUUUUUAUGGGUUUAUUUAUUAAUUUAUUUUUCUGACUGUUGCUCUGUGUCACGUUUGUGGCUAUUAUCUUUGUCCUUUAACAAAAACUGUCAAUCCUUUUGCCAUAUCCCAGCGAGAAACAAUCUCUGUAUUAUAAACGCCCAACAGGGAGACAGGCUGGAGUGUCUGUGCAAUUAAUGAACUGUUUUCUGCUUAAAUCUUGUCUUGCUGUUCUUUCUUUUCCUGCCUUAGUUUUGUUACCUGGAGUAAUCCUACUGUUGUCAUGACAACCCCAUCUGCUUUUCUCUUGUUUCCAGACAGUCCCCACACUGUAUUUUAUCUGCAUUCACCUCCCGGGGAAGGCUCUGCAACCCUUGGACCAUGCUUUGGAUAUUACUUAAUGAAUUCAGUAGUGGUAUUUUUAAUCUGGAAUUUGACAUUACAUUGAUACUUCAGACUGGGUUUUCUGCAGACAUUUUAAAAAUGGGAUUUAGAUACAAAUAUGAAAGUUUGUUUCAGCCACCUUUCAUGAUUAGGAAUUGGAUAUUGACUUUGAUGUUAUCAUGACUGGGAAAUUUGGGGUGAUGAUUUAUUGAGAAGUGACAUGGAAAAGCUGGUUUCCAUCUCUUACAGUGUAACUCUGGACUUGAGAGAUCUUCAGUGCAAUGGCUCAUCCAUGUCUUUUGUUCACUUCACUGUGAUACGAAAAUGUUUUCUUCUUGCUUUUCCAGGAGAAAGCUGGGAUUCUCUUACCUUUUGUAAAGCUAUUUCAAGUACCCACAGAAAAUGGUUUCCCAAGAACUUCGAACAAGAUAUUUUGGGAUGUGAUUACCACCAUUUCACUGGCCCCCAGCCUCUGCUUUUCAUGAAUUUCUGGUCUGAGAAACAGAAAAUCUUCCCUUCUUGCAUUUGUGUGUGCGCAAUACUCUUCUCACCCUGUGGAGCUUCUCUAAGCCCAUGCUGACUUGUGUUUGUUGUGGCGUAAAACUAUCCAGUGAUGUUGUUUUGGUCAAUGAUAAGCUAAAAAAAAAAUAAAUUUCAAACCAAUGAAAUUCUUCAGCACCUUCCCCCUUACUCCCAGUCUUUUCCACAACAGGGACAGAUACACAAAAUGCUUUAUUUCUUCCUCCAUCUCCAGUCUGUCUUGUAUUUAUUUUAAGGCAGAGCAGUGUAAUCCCAGUUGAUAAAACUAAUGCAAGCAACAAGCUUUUGGUGGGAGAGAGACUGCUAGCAUCUGUGGAAGUCACUCAAAGGCAGCCAGACUGCAUCACUUGGUUCCACAGGUUACAGGCCUGAAGCAGGUUUUUUUCAUUUUACUGUCCUGGCUGUCAUCUCUUUGAAACCCUGUGGCACUCGGAGAUGUGGUCUGUUGACUUGUCUUUCUGUGACUGGAGAUCUGCAGUGCAGCCUUUUUUCUACUGGGCUGGCCAGACUGGUGUAGGAUGACCUAUUUCUUCCGAAUAACUCCAGGGCUGAAUAAUCUGCAGUUCUCACUCUCCCCCUAACAGUUUUGCUGGCUGAUCACUGCUGCCGAGUGCUUCAGGACUUGGUAGUAUGGGGAGCACUUUGAGAGCUCUCCAGCUACUUCUGCCUGUAAUUUAAAUCUGUGUAAUCAUGUUUCAGGUGUCCUUGAUAACCUUUCCUUCCAUGGGCUUGUACUGAAACUUUUAAAGUGUUAUUUUCUAGUCCUGUCUCAGCAUUGCCCUGUGCUGAAUCAGCUGGUGUGCUCGGUCCCAUGGGCAGCUUCUCUUGCACAGACAGGUUUUGCAAAGGAAGGCGAGUUGAAAACCAGAGAGGAAAUUUCUGGCAGUUUCCUUGAGUGAAAAGGUGUGCUGGAGAUGCCACGAGUGGAAUGUAUGAUGGCAGUCACGUUGGGUCUGUGAUGGAGUUAGUGUGGGUCAAGCUUGCUUUUGAGGUGAUUAGUUCCUCCACUUUCAGACUGUGAACAUAUGUCUUAGUAUACAGGAAAUUUCUUGCUGUACUAGGGCCACAAGACACUCAGGUAAAACAGCAGUCCCUUCAACCCAGGUAUCUUUUGGUACUGGCGAUAAUGGUUUGAGGGUCCUUUAUACUACUUCCCUGUGCAAUUUUAUUCCAUUGUAUUAUUUAAACUUUGAGGUAGUGGCAAAAAGGGUCAGAGAUGAUACAGAAAGAGCCAGUGGCGAGAAUGAAAUGACCAUUAAGGUAAAGAGCAGCAACCAGUGAAGCUGGCAUAGAGAUAUGAAACAAAGCUCCUUGGAAAUGAGUCACGUGAAGCAAAUCUGAUUUUUAAGCUGAUCAGAGUGGGUUUUGCUUCCUGGAAUGGAUUCUGCUUGGGGUCACGGCUGCAUAUGGGAAACCAGAGGUAAAAUCUGAUCAGAAUGAUGGUAAGAGAAGUGUCGGGCAAGUAGAUCAGCUGGAGAAUGGUUGUGUCGUUUAAAAUAAAUUAGAAUAGUAUAUGUAGGAUGCUCAGGAAAACAGAGUAGAGGUAGAGAUGGUCUUGGCCUGGGGAACACUAUUUCGCCAAUACCUGUGAAAGAUAGAGUACAGAAAGGCUUCAGGAAAGUAGAUUUAGGACUGAGAUGGUGAUCUGUAAUUGAAGAAUGAAUUGGAAGGGGUUUGUUUUUAAAGAUGUCCUAUUGGGCCUCUUGUUUCUUCACUUGCUGUCCUGUAAGCAACUGUUUUUUCUUAAAUGGAAAAGUCAUGAGCUGUUUGCCCAAGGCUUGGAUGUUACGAAUUGAGUAGUAGAAGCCCAGUAAAGGAGAUGCUGGUGCCACAAGUUUGUUGCUGAGAGGGGUGAGGAGAUAGUGUUGCUCUUUAUAAUUUGAGACUGAUCCAACUGAUUCUUCCCUGCUAACUUCCUAUUGCUGGCAGUAGGAAAUAUUCCUAAAAAUUCUAGUUUACAGAACAAAGAGAGCGUAAAUGUGUUACAUUUUGUUGCACCUUGUGAAUAUGUUUCACCACGGGCUGUCCAUUGGGCCAGGUAGAGAAAUACUGAAUGGUAACUGCCUGGGAAGUGAAGAGGCUUGUGGGAGGAGGUAAUAAACUUGAGUCUAUCCCUCUUACUGGUUUGUGAUCCCUCUUACUGGUUUGUGUGGGUGUUAGCAUAGGCACAAACAGAUAUCUGUAUUAAGUUAUUUGUUUAACGUAAAGCCUGAAAAAAUAAUUUAGACCUACCUAUGCUCUUUACAUACAUUUUGUCCCCUCCAACCCAACAUUCCUGGUCAAAAUGAGAAUAGUUGUUGGGUUUUUUUUUUUUCCAUUUUGUAAAUAGUAUUACUUUGCCUGUGGGACCCCUCGGUUCAUUCUUGGGCUCUCUUGAAGUGGUGCAGUAGGAAGGGCUGCAACCUGAGAGGGCAGCAAACUCUUUCUAUUUCCUGCUGCAGGCAGGUAACGCCGUCCUCCUCCCCAUCCCUCAGUAACACCCAGGAGCUGUGUGUAUGGGAGUCUGCGUUUCUUCCACCUCCUCUCUCAGGUCGUCCUCUCCUUUCCAUGGGACCUCCCAGGCGAUGGUUGGGGCAGGCCUUACAGCAGCCCCCUCCCCGUCCCCCAUUUUGCAGACUUCAUCGUGACUCAGAGGAAUUGGGACGUUUCUUUCCAGGAGUACAAACAUACAAACUUAAUUUUUUUAAAAGAAAGAAUAUGUAUAUAAUUAUAUAUAAGAAAAAAUGAAAUACAGGUAUUUAAACACCAUUGGUAAAUUCAUGCAUGUAUACGGUGUCUCCCCCCACCCCACCCCAUUGGAUGUGUAGCAUCCAGGAUACGAAAUGACAAAAACCUCAUUAAAAUAACAGACAGGUCUUCUAGCAGCCCCUGAGUAAGCAGGUGCUUCCUUCUCUGGACAAGACCAGCUCGUCCUGUAUUUCAGAUCGUGUGUGUAAAUAAUAUGGGGGCGGCUGGGACUGUAUUUGUAUGGGUAACCUGCUGUAAAGCGUGGAGGGGGAGAUGCAUGGGGCAGCAGCGUUAGGAAUAAGCCAUGUCCACUCCGCAUGUCUUACCUGCGCCCUAGGCACCAGGCAGGCAACUCUUUACCUGUGUUCUUCAACACUACCCUUUUCCUUCACCCGUUAAAAAAAAAAAAAAAAAUCCCUCCUGCUUUAUUUAUAAAUGUGUUUUUAUACUUUUGGCUUUAGGUAAAAUAAUCCUUUAAAAU
Messenger RNA from Gymnogyps californianus (California condor), 9696 nucleotides. It is a transcript of the gene MAPKBP1, whose product is annotated as mitogen-activated protein kinase binding protein 1. Gene Ontology annotation, molecular function: protein binding. The coding region runs from base 268 to 5166 and encodes 1632 amino acids. The transcript has 31 exons. Lineage: Eukaryota; Metazoa; Chordata; Aves; Accipitriformes; Cathartidae. The record is from RefSeq and is a predicted model, not a curated record.